Messenger RNA from Orcinus orca (killer whale), 2448 nucleotides. Its product is annotated as lymphocyte antigen 6G6e-like. NCBI's taxonomy places the organism in Eukaryota, Metazoa, Chordata, Mammalia, Artiodactyla, Delphinidae. Gene Ontology annotation, cellular component: plasma membrane. Gene Ontology annotation, molecular function: transmembrane receptor protein serine/threonine kinase activity; acetylcholine receptor activator activity; acetylcholine receptor binding. The record is from RefSeq and is a predicted model, not a curated record. Gene Ontology annotation, biological process: acetylcholine receptor signaling pathway; desensitization of G protein-coupled receptor signaling pathway.
UUCCUGGCAGGAGAGAAGAGGUGCUGGAACUGGGCGGGGGUGGGGGGCGGCUGGCACAGGGCGACGGGCCUUUGUGACAGGCGCCUUGGCUGCCUCCUUACCCAAGGCAGCCCACAGCAGGGCGCUGAGCGGGAUCCCAGCAAACAGGGGGUUCAUUGUGUCUGCCUGUGUCUGUAGCGCCUCUCCCUCCCGCCCACCCGCCUCCCUGGCCCCGCUCUGCCAGCCUUUUAUCCCCCUUGCCUUGGGCUUUUUUUAAAAAAAUUUUAUUUAUUUUAUUUAUUUAUUUUUGGCUGCAUUGGGUCUUCGUUGCUGCGCGUGGGCUUUCUCCAGUUGUGCUUGCCUUGGGCUUUAUAGGGCAAUAAAAAGGGAGGAAAGAGACUCCUCCAGCAGCCACCGGGGCCCCAGUGGGGACAGGGAGGGGCCCCCACAGGAGAAAGAGCUCUCAGCAUCCUCUGGCAUCCCCAAACUCUUCCAUCUCAGGAACAAUUCUAAAACGGUGGCCCCAGACCUCCUGCGGGUCCCUAAGGCCCUUUUAGAGGGUCCUCCACCGUCUUCCUCUUCCAACUACAUAUCUGUCAGAUUUUCUUCAGAUACUUCAAUCAAAACAACAAAUCCCAACAGGUUGAAUGCAGAAGCAGAUGUGAAAACCCAGCCAUCUUCUAGUUCUUCUAUUAAGCCCAACAUUAAAUAGAUUCCCCAAAGGGUAAAGCCGUGCCACUCUUCCCACUGUACUGUUGGGAAAGGAAUUAUUUUUCGCAAAACUAUGCUUUGUUAACAUGUAAUAGGUUUAUUGUUUUUUUAUUUUUAAAUGAACCUAUUAAAAUAUUCUGUUUCUAUUUCUCAUAUAGCAAAUAUUGAUAUAACUUACAUAAGAAAAGCUCUUUGGGGUGUUCAGUAAUUUUUGCGUGUAAAGAGGUCCUGAGAUAAAUGUUUUGAAAACUGCUGCUCAGUGGAUAACUGUGUCUCCUCUGCCUCACCUCCACCUCACAUCUCCCCCACCCUGUCUGCCUCUUACUCCCAGUACGUUCUGCCCUGAUUCCCCAGGUGCAGCUCUUCUCCCCAAUCUCUUAAGCCCCCGUCUUCCAGACUCUACCACCCGUACUCCCCAAAUCUUAUCGUUGCCUUCCUUCCUGGUCUUUCUGACCCUCAUCCCUGCACCAGUGGAAACACAUCAGUCCCUCUGGCCGCACCCAUGAUUCUUUCCUCUAAUGCAGUAAGGCUGGGAGAGAUAAUUACGGGGUAAGAAUGUUGAGGCUUGGGGGAUCAAAGGAAUGGGAAGCUGGGCGGCGUCCUCCCUUAUGCAGCUGCAGCUGGGCUCUGUGUGUGGGCCGGUGGGUGGGGGAUUGUUGAGCCCACACUCAAACACCGCUCGCCAACUCUGGGCCAGGGCUCAAGGUCAAGGAGAGUGACCUUGACAGACUUAAAUGCACAGAAGGACAAAAGACAGAGAAACAGAAACAAGGAGAUGAGAGAGCAAAGAACAGCUUGAGACGAGGGGAGGGAGGGAAAGGAGUAGGAGGGGAAGUGACAGACGCUGACAGACAUCGGUUCAGGAGCGACAGACGCAGCUAAGAGUAACAGACCAACGCUGCGGGAAUGGAGAACACCCUUAAGGCAAGAGCAGGCUCUAGUAGGAGACAGGGAGGAUGUGAGAAUUGUGAGAACAGGGUCCCUGCUAUGUCAGUCUGCCAAAUCUGGUCCCCCACCCUCAGAUUCACUCCCUAGGUGUGUUUGUUUACUGCUCCCUCCCUGUCUCACUCAGAUGCUCCAUCUCUCCAACUCUAGGAUCUCUGGGUGCAGAUCACAUUCUCCCAGACUCCUGAGCCCCGGGUCCAGCCAUGGGCACCUCCAGCAUCUUCCUCUGCAUUCUGUUCCUCGGUGGGGCACUGGAUAAGGGUCUCGCCACUUCCCCUGCCCGGAGACGCCACUGUUACACCUGCAACUUCGCCAAACCCUGCUACCCUGUUCCUACCGAGUGUCAGGAUGAUGAAGUUUGUGGCAUCAGUAUUGGUACCUCAGAGAACAGUGAGGUCAUCGAGCGGAAAGCCUGCCUCCCAAGGACCCGGCGCUCUCUGCAGGGCCAUGCCACCUACCGGUCACUCUCCUACACUCCUCGGCACCACUGCUGCGAGCAGGACCUGUGCGAUGCAGCCACCAUGCCGCAUCGGCUCCCCAGGCUCCUCCUUAUCACCUCGCUCAUCCUCGUGGCCAGCCUCACCUGGGGAGCCCACCUCCUCCACCAGCCUGCAACCCAAGACUCUUCCACUAUCGCCAUGGCCCUGGAAACACCUGCACACACUUCUGAGAUCUGCCCAAGAACCUGAUCUUGUACAGAGACCUCACACCCCUUGGGCCCAGCACCUUCACGGACCCCUCCCCAGACCCGAUUCCUACAGGCACUGCUCUAGCCUCUUCCUGCCCAGAGGCACCUACCCGGAGCCCAGCCUC